Messenger RNA from Trametes versicolor FP-101664 SS1, 2901 nucleotides. Its product is annotated as Sodium/sulfate symporter. The transcript has 14 exons. Gene Ontology annotation, molecular function: phosphate transmembrane transporter activity. Gene Ontology annotation, cellular component: membrane. NCBI's taxonomy places the organism in Eukaryota, Fungi, Basidiomycota, Agaricomycetes, Polyporales, Polyporaceae. Gene Ontology annotation, biological process: polyphosphate metabolic process; monoatomic anion transmembrane transport; phosphate ion transport. The record is from RefSeq and is a predicted model, not a curated record. The coding region runs from base 155 to 2761 and encodes 868 amino acids.
CCACCGUCCUCUCCUGCGCGGCAAUAUUCUUUCAGGGAGUGCUCGGAGAUUAGGGCGGCCUCACGCGGGAUUACCGGCGGACAUACAGGAAUAUAUUCCGCUCCGGCAGCUCAGCCAAUCGGCCGCCCCACAUUUCGACCUCGCGCGUUUCGCCAUGAAGUUCAGCUCGUCGCUCAAGUUCAAUGCGGUGGCAGAGUGGUGGGACGAGUACAUUGCCUAUGAGGCGUUGAAGAAGCACGUCUACCAACUCGAGAAGCAGAAAGUGGGUCUCCAGGAGUCUUUCCACGACCUCGAGGCGAAUGAGCACUCCGCUCUUAUCGGCGCGGGCGCGGACGCAGCGAGCACGGACGCGCUCUUCAUCCCUCUCCUCGACCGCGAACUCAAGAAGGUCUGCCUGUUCUAUGAGACGGAGGAGCAGCGCCUGUCGGACGAAGUCACCGCGCUACAGCAGGAGGUUGAGCAGCACGAGCUGAACGGGCCGUAUGCGGGGCCUCAGUACUUGGACGACGAGGACCCAGACGAUGAAGACGACGACGAUUUCGACCUGCACAGUCCCAUCCGGAGCGGCGAGUCUCCUGCGCGGCAGCGCCGUCGACAUUCUCGCUCGCUUAGCGCUGGAGUAGGACCGUCAGGCAGCAAGCUGAAGUUCGGCGGCACACGCAGGUAUAGCGUCUCGUCCGACGAGCACGACGAGAUCGAGGCGAGCACCGCGUCUCUUGACCCGAACGCCGAGCAGCACGGAGCAGGGCGCGGCGCCAGCCGGUCACCAUUAGUUCGGGCGAAGUCCAUUGCGAAUAAGCUGAAAGACAGCCUCAUUUCGACGGGCUCAACGAGCUCACAACCGGAAACAGUGUGGAACGCGCGCAACAACUACGCGCAGGAUACGCAGCUGCUUUUCAAGCGCAAGAUCACGCGAACAUAUGUCCUCGCGACGUCGCUGCGGUCCUAUGUGGAGCUUAACUACGCGGGGUUCCGCAAGAUCCUGAAGAAGUACGACAAGGUGACGGACAGCGACCUGCAGGACCGCUACCUGCAUGGGGUGGUCGAACAGUCGGCGCCCUUCCAGCAAGCAUCCAAGGACCGACUGAGCAGCAAGAUUUCGGCGCUCGUGGACCUGUACGCGCGCUGUGUUACACAUGGGGACGCGGUGGAGGGCCGCAGGCAGCUCAAGCUGCACCAGCGCGAGCACAUUGCCUGGGAGCGCGACACCGUGUGGAGGCAGAUGAUAGGCCACGCGCGGCGCGGCGGGAGCGACGACGCGGGCAUGGCCACGAUGGGCGGCACCCUGAUCAUCGAGCCGGAGCAGGGGCUCCUAAACGUGCAGACGCCGCUGGGCCGCAUAAAGCUGACGACGAAGAUGUUAUACGCGGUCGUGGCGGUUGUGGUGUUCCUAGUGCUGCUGAACGUACAGACGGUGGACGGCGCGGAAGCGAACAAGUGCAUGGCAAUCCUCGUGUUCGCGACGAUCCUGUGGGCAACGGAGGCUAUCCCGCUCUUCGUAACGUCUACGCUCAUACCUGCACUGCUGGUAGUCCUGCAUGUUAUUCGCGCGCCGGAUGGAGAGCCUCUGCCACCACCUGCCGCCACUAAGCACGUAUUCUCCGUCAUGUUUUCGCCCACCAUUAUGCUCCUCAUCGGCGGUUUUACCAUCGCGUCCGCACUCAGCAAGACUGCCAUCGACCGCGUGCUCAUCACGAAGGUCCUCAGCUUGGCGGGCACGCGGCCAAGCACCGUUCUACUCGCGUUCAUGGGCGUCGCGUGCUUCGCGAGUAUGUGGAUCAGCAAUGUCGCGGCACCUACGCUGUGCUUCACCCUCAUCCAGCCUAUAUUGCGGACGCUCCCCCCGAAGUCCUCGUUCGCUCCGUGCCUCAUCAUCGGCAUCGCGCUCGCAGCCAACAUCGGCGGCCAGAGCUCUCCCAUCUCCUCCCCGCAGAACCUCAUUGCGCUCGCCGCGAUGGACCCCCCUCUCGACUGGGGUUCAUGGUUCGCGGUCUCGCUGCCCGUCUCCGCGAUCUCGAUCGUGCUCAUCUGGCUGUUGCUGCUCGUGAGCUACCGUCCCGCGCGCUCGCCCGACGGCGAGGGCGACAUCGAGAUCAAGCCCGUGCGUGCGCCGAAGGAGCGCUUUUCCGCGAAGCAGUGGUGGGUCUCGUUCGUGUGUCUGCUCACGAUCGCGCUAUGGUGCGUUGCGCACUCGAUCCAGGACGUCGUCGGGGAUAUGGGCGUGAUCGCGAUCCUGCCCAUCGUCGCGUUCUUUUCGACGGGCGUGCUCAAGAAGGAUGACUUCGAGCAGUUCCUGUGGACCGUCGUGUUCAUUGCCAUGGGCGGUAUCGCGCUCGGCAACGGCGUCACGAACAGCGGGCUGCUGGAGGUCCUCGGUGACGGGAUCCGCAGCGCCAUCUCGGGCCUCGACUUGUACCCCGUCGUACUGCUCCUUUCCGUCAUCGUAUUGGUAAUUUCGACGUUCAUCAGCCACACCAUCGCGAGUGUGUUGCUCGUACCGAUCGCGAAGGAAGUGGGCGCAAGCAUGCCGGGCGACCGCUCCAACCUGCUCAUCUUCAUCACCGGCCUGAUCUGCUCGACCGGCAUGGGCAUGCCUGUCUCUGGGUUCCCCAACCAGACCGCUGCUACACAAGAGGACGAGAUGGGCCAGUUAUACCUGUCCAACGUCGACUUCCUGAAGAACGGGGUGCCUGCGAGUAUCAUCGCGACAUUUGUUGUAGCCACGGUCGGAUACCUGCUCAUGAAAGCCAUUGGACUAUGAUACUCAAGAUCACGGCCUCGAUGUACGCCCUUCCAACGUACAAUGUUUCCUUGCUUGGCUCUCGUUCGCACCUGGACCCGGGCACCUAUCUAAUGCACACUGGUCUCGAAUAUAUCGCAUGUAUAGAACAUACCUACAUU